UUUCUCUAGCAGAGCUUUUGCAUUGCCAUCUGUGAUACUAAUUCUUUACUUGUCACUCUCUCUCUCUCUCUCUCUCUCUCCCUCCCCCCCUCCCUCUCUCCUUUUUGUUCUUCUUCGUUUGAAGAUUUUACCAUGAAGUAUUUUUGUUGAGCUUUGCCCAAUGUGAAGUGAAAAAUUGAAAAUAUUUCAGUUUUCCUUCUAAAGCUCUCUGAUUUGCUUUUAUUUGUUUAUUAGAGAGCUUUCUUCUCAUUCUUGAAGUGCUCUGUUAUGCUGCCUAUACAUACAUGUGCUGUACUUGUGUGUAUGUAUAUGCCUAUAUAUGUUGUUUAAUUUGUAGAAAGACUGAUCACAGAAGUGGGUUAUUGACAUUGUAGAGAUUGGAGCUCAAUGCGAUUCAUUCUUAUUUCAAAGAUGUCGGUUUCAGAAUUCCUUUUUGGCCUAUUUCUCAAGAUUUCUUGAGGGUCUGCCUAUGUUGUGAUCAUUAUAAUUUUUUGGGCAUUUCCUGCAGAGAAAGUAAGUAGAUUCAAUUUUUUGGAAUGACAAAGAUCUGCUUUAGGAAUACUUGAAAGUAAGGUUGGACUUGAACAGAUGACACUUCGAAUGGAAUUUGCACUUCUUUUCAUCAUUGCCUUGGUCCAGAUUCAGCAUACACUUUGCGGUGAACUUUCAAGAACGUCUGAAACAACCAAGUGGACUUGCACCUGUUCUAUUGCACAACAAGCGAAUUUGAACUUUGUCCAGACAAACUGCUCGUCAUCCUGUGAUUGCAGUCCUGCUGCAGGAGGAUCAAGUGAAAGCAGAUGGAAAUGUAUUUGUGCUGCUGAUAAGUUGCCUAGAGUGGUAGGGGAAGAUAGUAAUAGUGGAUGUUUUACGUCAUGCGAUUGCGACACAGGGACUUUAGCUGAGAAGCAGCAUUGGGAGAAGUGGAUUUCAAGCAAAGCAGUUGUGAUAGUUCUCUUACUUUGUGCAUCACUCACAACUCUAGCAUUCGCUGCUUCUUUGUUAUGGUAUAUCUAUCGAAAGGAUAAAUAUCCAGAUCAAUUGCCUCUAUUCUCGUCAGAUGGACAGACUAGCUCCAGCAGUGGUACCAAUUUAAAAAACCUGGGGACUUCUUCAAUGGCUGAAUAUAAAGGUCGUGUGGGUUCAUGCAUGAAACCUUUAAUAGGAUGCAUUCCAAAAACUUCCUUCCCAUUCAGAAGCAAAAUGGGAGCAAUACACGGAACAAUUAUACAAUUUUCAUAUUCUGAACUGGAAAGUGCUACAAACAAAUUCUCUGAAGCUAAUGUGAUUGGAGUUGGAGGAAGCAGCCAUGUCUACCGUGGUCAUCUCAAAAAUGGCCAAAUUGUUGCAAUUAAGCGAAUAAAAACUAAGGCGGGGCCAGAUGCGGAAUAUGUUUUCUUGACCGAGAUAGAAUUGAUAUCAAGACUUCAUCAUUGUCAUGUCGUGCCUUUGCUCGGAUAUUGCUCAGAACACCAAGGAAAGCAUGCUGAGAGGCUGUUAGUUUUUGAGUAUGUGCGUAAUGGUAAUCUCAGGGAGUGUUUGGAUGGGGAUUCAGGGCAAUGUCUGGACUGGGUUACUCGUAUUUCAGUAGCUCUUGGAGCUGCACGUGGCUUGGAAUAUCUUCAUGUAGCAGCUGCACCGAGAAUUUUGCACAGAGAUGUUAAAUCCUCUAACAUUCUUUUGGAUGAGAACUGGAGAGCCAAGAUUACUGAUCUUGGCAUGGCUAAGCACCUAAAUAAUGAUGGGGUUCAAAGUUGUUCCAGUUCUCCAGACAGAAUGCAAGGCACUUUUGGUUACUUUGCACCAGAGUACACAAUUGUAGGAAAAGCUUCCCUGAAAUCCGAUGUUUUCAGUUUUGGUGUGGUUCUUCUAGAACUUAUUACUGGUCGGCAUCCCAUCCACAAGUCUGACAACAAAGGCGAAGAGAGUCUUGUAAUAUGGGCAACACCUCGUCUACAUGACAGUAAGAGAGUGAUUUUGGAGUUAGCAGACCCACGUCUCAAAGGGGCUUUCCCAGAAGAGGAGAUGCAAGUAAUGGCUUACUUGGCGAAGGAGUGUCUAUUAUUGGAUCCUGAUUCUCGACCAACCAUGAGUGAGGUUGUCCAAAUUCUUUCAACUGUUGCACCAGAGAAAUCUAAAAGGAAAAACUUGCAACUACAUUCUUUUCAGGUAAUCUUUGAAACCGACCAUUAUUAAGCCUUUGAUGCUUAUCACGUCUAUCCUGUGAAUAAUAAUUCCAUGUUUGUGUCAUGCAUUGAUCUUCUUUUUUUGCCUUUGAGAUUGUGUAAGUUUUAAUCAAGUCGAGGUGGAAGCCAAAACGGCCUUGGAUGAAAUCAGGCUUUCCCAUUCUUUUAACAUCUAGAAAAUGACGAUUUUGGUUAUAUCUAUUCACUUGAAAGCUGACUUUUGGAAUACAUUGAGAUGCCCCAAAAUGACUGGAAUUCAUCCAUGAUUGAGAAAAGAAACAUUCAUUCUUCUCUUAUGAAUGGAUAAGGAAUAAUGAAAUAUAAGAAGAACAAAAUCUUCAGGCAUUAAUCCA
Messenger RNA from Olea europaea var. sylvestris, 2539 nucleotides. Its product is annotated as receptor-like serine/threonine-protein kinase NCRK. The transcript is spliced from 11 exons. NCBI's taxonomy places the organism in Eukaryota, Viridiplantae, Streptophyta, Magnoliopsida, Lamiales, Oleaceae. The coding region runs from base 589 to 2196 and encodes 535 amino acids. The record is from RefSeq and is a predicted model, not a curated record. Gene Ontology annotation, molecular function: ATP binding; protein kinase activity. Gene Ontology annotation, biological process: protein phosphorylation.